CCCAAUCAGCUGUUCCCGAAAAAGUUUUCUGCAUGUUUUGUUUAUUUCGCUUAAAAUGUAGUUUUUCCGUUAUUAAAAGCCCGUUAGUUGCUUGUGUGUGUGAAUAGUAGCUCUUAAUCAGAGGUCCCAAAUUGCUGUUGAAGGCUAAAUUAGAAAGCUCGGCAAUGGAUGCGGACUGCGAGGUGGAGGCUGCUGCGUUGGCAGAUGACUCCGGCCACUUCAGCUGCGCUAGCGAUGAGGGCGGCGGUGAUCCUGAGCAGACGCCUAGCCCGGAGCAGAAACAGUCAAUAUUCUUCCUGAGACAAGAGCUUCAGAGGUCGCGUAGUGAAGUGGAACGCCUCCUGAAAUCCGAGCACUGGUACAAGCAAGAGCUCAAGUCGCAGAAGCACAGUCGCCUGGAAACCCUGGAGCGCCUGUAUGCCCAGGAGCGUAAGUAUCUUGUGGAAAACCAACGACUGCAGCAGGAGUCUAUGCGGUUGCAUGCGAAAUGUUCCACGCUAGAGAAGCAGCAGGAACAGGAGUCCCCAAGGUCCCCCACUACUUCUUCCCUGAAGUGUGAUGCAUCCCCGAACGCAUCAUUUGAGGCCAAACAGCAGGAGGCUCGUCUUCGGGAUCAACGGCAACUGAUCGAUGUCCUGCGCAAGCAAAAGAAAAUGCUUCUCGAGGACAUACAGAGACUCAGCCUAGAGCACGAUGAGAAGCUGGGACAAUUGCAGCAGACCUUGGCCAGUAUGGAGCUAGAAAGCAAGCUGAUGACUGGAAGAUGUAAGCAGCUCCUGGACGACAAGAGUCAAAUGGAGCACCAGCUGGAACUGAGGAGCUCCGCCCUGCGCAGUGUUAACGCUGAGAGGGAGCAGCUCCGUCAGGUCAUCGCCGAGCUCAACGAGACCCUGCAAACGCAAGAACAACUUUUGGCCCUCAAGGAGCAGGAGUUCCUCGAUCUCAAGCAGUACUACCAGCAGAAGUUAACCCGGGAAAACAGCGUUGAUGUGAUGCACUCCUACAGUCUGAAAUUUCAUGAGGAGAUUAACAACAAGACGAGUGAGAUUGCCGGUUUGAAAAACUCCCUCAACGAGCUCCGUUUGGAAUUGCUGAUGAUGUCACAGUUAAAAGAGCAAAACGAGGAGCAACAGCGUCAAUUGGAACAGCUAGAAUUCACCCUGCAAGCUCAACUCUUGGAGCAAGAACAGCUCCGGCAGAGUGACGCCCUCAAAUUGGAGCAGGUGGAGAAUUUAACCAUUUCCUUGGCUUCCUUACAGCUGGAGAAGGAAAGCCUUAAGGAAAAUCUGCUGGAGGCACAAAAAACGCUUCAGAAGCUGGAGCAGGAGGUGCACAGGCUUCAGAACCAAUAUGAUGAAAUGCGUUCGAUGUGUGAGGAGACCCAGCGGCAAUUGGAAAAUGAUCAGGAGAAUAUGGAAAAGUUCAAGGAGCAAAGUUCCUUGAAGGAAAACGAAUUGAUCGGAAAACUUAGCUUCUACGCAAAGCAGUGCGAACAGUUGAAGAAAGAUUUAGCUGCGGCAGAGUCCCAAAUGCAUGACCAAAGCCAGCAGGCAGAGAUCUGGCAGCAGAAGCUUAAAAUAAUAGAAAAAUCUAGCCAACAGAAGGUAAAGCAGUGCCAAAACCAAACCACACAAACAGAUGUCGAGGAUCCCAUUCUAAUUCAACGCAUUGAGACUUUAGAGCAGCAACUAGCCGAUGUCAAAGCUCAAAAGAAACAAACCGUUGCGCUGCUCCAGCAGCUUCUGCAGCAACAAGAUGCCAAGAUAAAGAGCACAAACGAAAUGGAGGCAGAUUGGACGCAGCUCCUAGAGGCGCUGCAAGCCACUCAAAAAUUGGAGCAAGAAAUGCGUGCAGAGCUCCAACACAAAACCGUCGAAUUGGAGCAGCUCAAUGAAUUGUUUGCUGGUCAAAAUGAAGAGCUGCAGCAGCUCCAGCAAUUGGGCCUAGCUAAGGACGAGGAGAAUCGGCUGGAGUUGCAGCUAUUGAAGGAAACAUUCCAGGAGAAUCUAGAGAAUCAUUCUGCGGAUUCGAUGAGCAUUCAGCGGCUGCAAUGCCAAGUAAAAUCGUUACUCGACGAGCGAGAGGAAACCGCACUACGGUCUUUGGCGCAAGUGUUGGAAAUGGAAACGGGCAGAAAGCUGCGGCACAUUAAAUGCUGGCCACAGCUGGCCAAGCUUCUACGAAAGGAGCUGCGUAAUGGAAGGGCUUCCCAUCGCAAGGCUGAAGAGCUGCCGGGCCUAAAGCUCAAGCUGGCGGAGAUUAGCGGAAUGCACGAGCAAGCUUUAGCAAGAAUUAAGAAUCUGGAACACACUCUGGCAGCGGAAAAAGCGAGCUAUGAGGCUUCCGACUCGGGCAAGUCCAACUGUUGCAUCGCACCCCCAGAACCCGCCCACGAGGUAGCCAAUCUGAUCGAUGACUACAAGAAGCUCGUUCAACAAACCGCCAGUGAGACGGGUCGCCCGCGCAAUAGCUUCAUUUUGGAUCUGAUCGAGCGUAGCCAGCGUUGCCAACCGAAUCUGUGCCAAUUAAGCGAGGGCAUCACUGCCUGUCGCUCAGAUGUGGAUCAGUUGAGCAGGCUACUAAACGCUGGCAGGGAUCAGAGACGCGCCGCGGCUAUACCAUCCCUAAUGGAGGAACUACGCGCUGUGGCGGAACAUUCUUAGAUUAGCAAAGCUCAUCUCCUAAUUUCACAAAAUUUUCCCAAAGUACUUAAUUUGCUUUUGUCUCGAAUUUUGUUUAUGUUAAAAAGGUGCAAUUAUUGAGUUAA
Messenger RNA from Drosophila serrata, 2767 nucleotides. RefSeq lists its product as uncharacterized. NCBI's taxonomy places the organism in Eukaryota, Metazoa, Arthropoda, Insecta, Diptera, Drosophilidae. The record is from RefSeq and is a predicted model, not a curated record.